Ctenopharyngodon idella (grass carp) is the source of this 2204-nucleotide messenger RNA. RefSeq names its product selectin P ligand (gene selplg). Lineage: Eukaryota; Metazoa; Chordata; Actinopteri; Cypriniformes; Xenocyprididae. Gene Ontology annotation, biological process: hemopoiesis; leukocyte tethering or rolling. The coding region runs from base 167 to 1096 and encodes 309 amino acids. Gene Ontology annotation, cellular component: plasma membrane. The record is from RefSeq and is a predicted model, not a curated record. The transcript has 2 exons.
UCUCUCUCUUGCUCAUUCGUGUUUGCGUCAGUAUGUGAACCUCAGCUUUAGCCUGACGCUUCAUGAGGUUUAACUUCCUGUAUUUGUACAUUGAGUAGGUUUGUGACAUUGCUUUGUGACUUUUCAGUCGAACUCCAGAUACAGAACCAGUCGGUGGUAGAAACAGAUGAUGGCGAUGGUGACUAACAGACUUGGGUGUUUAUCAGUUCUUGUUUUGCUGCUGACUUUGAGUAGUUUUGUGACAUCAAGAUAUCUUAGGACGAAAAGGGAAAUUAGUCACAACACAACAUCGCUAAACAGCAACGACACGCACAGUACAACAAAUGUAGCUGAAGCCCAGAAUACAAGUAGCACCACUCUGGAAACUUUAAAGGCUUCAAGUGCAUUACAUACAGCAGAAGUGACAACUGUAACACCGGAUUUAUAUAUCUCUACAACUACAGAUUACCAUCAUACACCAGAUUUGAACCACACCCAACAGAAGUACACUGCAGGAACCGAGAACCUGACAGUCCACCAGCACACAGAUAAUGAGAGUACUUUGCACACCCAACUUCCCACAAUAAGUAAUAGCAAUGGUACUGGACACAUUUCACAAGCAGGAAGUUCUGCCCCCACGCUUCCUGCAUCAUUGGAGCCCGGUAAGGUAACAGAAAAGCAAAUGACAACAGCCACUAUGAAGAUGUCUACAGAAACGAGAAGACGUACCACUGCAGCUAUCUCAAUGACCACUAGAAAAUCAACCACAUCAACCCACUCAUGUUCCACUGCCUCUUCUCAUGAGGGCGGACUUGUGAGUCGCUGCCUCAUCGCCAUCGCCUCGAUGGCUGCGCUGACGACCAUCUUCAUCAUUAGCACCAUCUGCCUGGCUACAAAACUUUCGACAUACAGAUACAGGCACAAGGCACAUCUUCUCCAGGAGACUGAGAUGGUCUGCAUUUCUGCCCUUAUGAAUGAUACCGAUCACCCUGUUCCAAAGCCAAGACGACACCCUAAAAGUAAUGGAGCACUGAUCCCGAAUACUGAGGAUGGAGAUCCUGACGGAGAUAAUCUUACUCUAAACAGCUUUCUUCCUGAUACCGAGGGCCCUCUUUAGAAGUUUAGACCUUGCUGUAUGCACUGUAUGCACGGAAAUGUUUACUCUCUAACACUGUGGUUAUUUUAAGUGCUCAGGUUUGACCGAAACUCAGCUCUAGAGUGGUUUGCACUGUCAAAAGAUCAAAAAAUAGAAUUCACAGCAUAUCUGUGCAACAGGGAUCUCAGUGUCUCACUCAAUGACAUUCAAUAAUUUGAUACCUGGUUUUGAAGUGCCUUUUACAUCAACCAUUUUGUUUUUUUUUUGUACAAUAGGAUAUAUAUGCACAUUACAAUUUUUUUUCUUUAUACUACUGUUCGUUCAUAACCCAGACGUAGAUCUUGCACAUUAUUGAUCUAGAUUGAUUUGUUGCUGUUCUUUUUUUAUAUACUGGGAUUAACCAUAACCUUAUUACUGUACUUUACUGUGGAUUAAAAAAAAAAAAAAAAAAAAAAUUGUUUCAAUUCUAAGGAUUUAUGUAUAUGCAUGUAUAUAUUAAGGUUUUUUUUUUUUUUUCUCCUAUAAUCAGUGGAACAUUUAUAUUUUAAUUGUUUUUGCAUGUUUGAAACUUUUACAAUCAUUCCAGUGUUGAAAUACUAUACUACUUUCUCUGAGGAGCUCAGGCAUUAGUGAGGGUUGGCAGCAUAUACUGCUGAAUAUGUUCUAUUCCUGCCUGUGGUUCAACCAGCGCUGUAUAAUUUACUUUAACAGAAUGAUGUUAGAGAUUAUCACAGUCUGAAUAUAACAUAUCAUUGCAAAUGUACAUAAAAUAUAUUCUUUCACAAGUUCCCAAAAAGAAUUUUGCUUUCGCGCCGAAGCUACACACUGGCCAUUUUUAAUUCACACAAUUGAAAAAGUCAACAAGAUUAACACUGAAAAAAGCAAGAUGUAGUUUUGUCUGUUUUCACAUUUAUUUUAUUUUCUUUUUAAUUUUGUAGUUACUUUUUUAUUUUUAUUUUUUAUACUGUAUAAUUGUCCCUUUUCUAUGUACGUUCUGUAUGUGUAGUUGACUCUAUUAUAAAUGUUUAUGAUCUUGAUAGAUGAAUGUUGUGCAAAAUGAUAGUCAUUGUACAGUGUUAUACCCAAAUUAAUUUAAGAAAUGUUAAAUAAAUUCUCAAGUCAAUUUGAA